AACCCCAAGCCAUUGUCCCUUUCCUGUCAACCCUGUAUCUUUCAACCAAGUAACACACUAAGCUUAGGCUGAAGAACCAAUCCAUUUAGCUAAAGACCCAUUAUUUCUUUUGCCAUGGCCAACACAAUUCUAAGCUUGAAACACCAUAGGAAAGCAUUUCAUGGUUUGAGUCUCUUUAGUACUCUUCUACUGGUGAUUCAAAGAGUUGAUGCAACUGACUUCAAGGUUGGAGGUGCCAAGGGAUGGACAGUGCCCGCUGAUCCGAAUACGAACACCUACAAUCAGUGGGCAGAAUCGAAUCGGUUCCAAAUGGGAGACUCUCUAUUGUUCAUAUACCCAUCUGACAAGGACUCGGUGCUUCAAGUAAAUAAAGAUGAUUAUGAUAGCUGCAAUUCAACAUCACCCAUUAAAUCAUUCAAAGAUGGCAAUAGUUCAUUCAAGUUUGAUAAAAAUGGUCCCUAUUACUUCAUUAGUGGUGUUCCAGAGAACUGCCAGAAGAAUGAGAAGAUGGUAAUUGUAGUAAUGGCAGAUCGAAGCAACCAAUCAUCCUCUACUAAUGACACCAGUUCAGCAUCUCCUCCUUCACCUUCAGGUUCCAUUGACAAUGCCCCAGUUCCUGCUCCUGUGGGUGAGAUUGCUCCCUCUACUCCUACUGUUGAGGCUCCCACUACUCCCACUGCCAGUGAAGCCUCUUCUAAGUUAAUGAAUGCAAUUGCUUCUAUUGGAGCUUUUGCUGGUUCAUCUCUUCUCUUAGUUCUGUGAUUCUUUUGAGUGGUUCCAAGAUUUGAAUGAGUUUGGUUUCAAUUAUUAUUUUUUUUUUUUUCCAUUGAUUGAAAAGUUUCUGUUUAUGAUUUUUCUCCCAUGGACAUGGGGUGGCUUGCCUGGUUUCAUUAUAUUUGUUUGAUAUGGUUGGAAAAUAAGAUCUGGACAUAUCAUAUAUACUACUGUAGGUUAUUUGGGUGUACAUGGGGACCAUGUAAUAAUAUAUGAAGGAAUAAAUGAAUUCUUCAGUUUGUAUGAAA
Molecule: messenger RNA, 1022 nt
Organism: Macadamia integrifolia
Lineage: Eukaryota; Viridiplantae; Streptophyta; Magnoliopsida; Proteales; Proteaceae
Product: early nodulin-like protein 3
Exons: 2
Coding region: 115-762 (215 amino acids)
Cellular component (GO): plasma membrane
Molecular function (GO): electron transfer activity
Source: RefSeq, a predicted model, not a curated record